Molecule: messenger RNA, 942 nt
Organism: Engraulis encrasicolus (European anchovy)
Lineage: Eukaryota; Metazoa; Chordata; Actinopteri; Clupeiformes; Engraulidae
Gene: il20rb
Product: cytokine receptor family member B16
Exons: 6
Coding region: 1-807 (268 amino acids)
Biological process (GO): cytokine-mediated signaling pathway
Cellular component (GO): plasma membrane
Molecular function (GO): cytokine receptor activity; interleukin-20 binding
Source: RefSeq, a predicted model, not a curated record
AUGCUUCAAGGAAAAGAUGUUGUCAGCAAGCUGCUCUUACUUUGCUUCUGCAUCGUGAAUGAUGCCUACCUUCUGUCAGCACCUUGGAACGUGUCCAUGGAGUCUGUGAACAUGAGGCACCGUCUCCGGUGGAGUCCCCCCAGGCCAACCUGCCCAGCGCCCAGCUACACAGUCCAGUUUCAGGGGGAGUGGGAGCUGCGGUAUAAAAAUGAUAGCUGGGAGGAGGCCAUGGAAUGCCAAUUUAUCCUGGCUACCGAGUGUGACCUCACCUCUGAUCUAGCCUCAGACUCUGACUACAACAUCCGUGUAAGGGCAGAGUGUCAAGGGCAGAAGUCGCAUUGGACAAAACUCAAUGCUACUUUUAACAGAAAUAAAAGUAAGACCACUGUGGAGUCGCUGGGUGUUCAGCACCUCAGUCACACAUUCCCGGGGUUGAAGCAGGGGACCACCUACUGCCUGCGGGCUCAGGCUGAGAUGGAGGACAUUGGUGGGGGCGUGAGCAGCAAUGCCAGCCAAUGUGUCUCCAUUCCCAAUUGGCAAAAGUCUUGGCAGGUCCCUGCAGUGGUGAGCGCUGUUUUGGUGGUGACUGUGGCUCUUGGGUGUUUCCUGGGCUGGGCAGCCAAACACAGACGUGCGGUGAUACGAAACACAUGUUUACACAAGAUCCCAUUGCCAUCUGUUCUGGUACAUAACUGGCCAGAGCAUCAUGCAUUCACAUUAGAGCAACCUUUCGAGGCCCUGGAGAUUCCCCUGGUGGUCCAGGCCCCUGAGCCAAAGCCAGACCAGGAGAGGCCCUCAUGCAAGUAAUACGCUGACGUUACUGUACCACCAACCAAGGUUACAGAGAUGCAGCUUCAUACACAAUCUACUUGGAUGCAGGUCAAUGCAAAAAAUGCCAUGCCACCCACCCACCUACAAUGCCAUUAAAUUGCUGAGCUAUUG